Gaeumannomyces tritici R3-111a-1 is the source of this 1863-nucleotide messenger RNA. RefSeq lists its product as hypothetical. NCBI's taxonomy places the organism in Eukaryota, Fungi, Ascomycota, Sordariomycetes, Magnaporthales, Magnaporthaceae. The transcript is spliced from 3 exons. The record is from RefSeq and is a predicted model, not a curated record. Bases 1 to 1863 code for a protein of 620 amino acids.
AUGACAAACGACCCCAAGACCCCUCACGCCUGGCGGCGGUUCAUCCUCCCGCUGGCGGCCGCCAUGGUGCCGGCCGGCAUCGGGCUCACAUGCCUGCUGACGACGCAGCUCCGGUCCUACAGCGAGUUCAAGGUCGAGUUCCUCAACAACAACCGCGUCAACAUCCAGGUGGCCGUGCAGGUGGCCGCGGCGGUGCUGGGCGGGCUGCAGUUCUACGCCGUCAGCAGCGUCCUGCGCUUCCGCACAAACGCCCGCGCCUUCGCCUCGGACGAGGGGCUGGCCCAGGGCCGCCGGUCCGGCAUGACGCUCGACGCCCUCAAGAUCCGCAGCGCCGUGGUCCGCGGCGUCAUGGACUUUGACCUGCGCUGGCCCGUCGUGCUGCAGAUCCUGGUCUGGUGGUUGUUCCUCAAGAGCAUCGCGCCCAUGUGGGCGGGCACCAUUACGCCCAAGCUCGGUCAGGCACAGAUCCCGGGCGUGGUCAACAUCUCCAACUAUGACGAGGCGAGUCGGAGUGGCUGGGGGACACGUGCUGGCGCUUUGCAAAACGUCAUCGCGACGGCCUCGACAAAGACAGCCGACGAUCAGACCUCGAGAUACCCACGGCUGGACAACACAGGAUACUGGUACAGCACCCGGUCGUACGGCGUCGGAAUGUCGGCGGGCCUGAAUCAGACACGGUGGACUGGGCGCUCGGGCGUCAUCCAGAGCUACGGGUACCAGGAGAGCGGCUACUGGACCAACGUGGAGUGCAAGCGCAACGUGACCAAACCGGAGUGGUGGCACAUCGCGAACUUCGAGGAUGGCUCCUUCACCUUCACCAACUCGCGGGCCCAGAUGCACCUCGGCUGGGCCUGGGCCGACCUGCCCAACGGUAACUGGAGCGGAAGCCAGGUCUGGAGCGAGAACGAGAGCCUGAACACGACGGUCGUUAUCGCCAACUCCAACCAGCGGGGCAGGUACAUGUACGGAUUCGUGGCCGGCGACGCCUACCCCUCCCUGCAGGGCGUGCAGUGCAGUGUCAUCUUCAAGCCCACGAAAUUCGACAUCUUGGUCAACGACACGGACAAGUCCAUCCAGGUCAAGCCGAUCACCGGGUCCAACGACGACAUCGACCCCAGCCGCGACCUGGUCAACAACGCCUUCCGCUCCGUCAGCUACUUGUCGCAGACCAUGACCACGCUUUACACGUCGGUGCUGGGCGACGCCUUCCUGGACAACAUCGACAUGUUCUUCUACCAGCACGAGAACGAGAGGCUGGCCGAAACGAACGGCAAAAUCGACGCGACGGAAAUGCACGUGAUGAGGGGGAUCCAAGAUGGGCUGGAGGUGCUCCUGGACCAGAUCUUUGGCAUCCUCGCCAACGGCCACAGGGCGGCGUGGUGGACGCACUACGGCGAGGUCGGCUACAUCUACACGUCGGCCGCCUUCAGCCUGCUGGUGCUGCUCGCCGUCGUGGGCGAGAUGGCGCGCAUCGCCUAUGGCGUGUGGAAGAACCGCGUGCCGCGCGCCGGGCCCAGCCUCGACAUCCUCGACAUCAAGUCGGCCAUCCUGGGAACGGCCAGGGGCGUGGGAGGGGCGACGCUAUCGGCCGUCCAAGGCUGGAGCGGACGCGCCGACGACAGCGAUGCCGGAGCCCUCAUGGUGACGAUGGAGGCCGAGGCUGGCGUGCUCAAGCUGACGGACCGGUCGGCGCACAAGGAGCGCAAGAGGAUGAGCCAGUACAGCCAGCUGGGGCGAUUCUCGUCGGGAAUGGUGUACCAGUCACCAGUCGAGAAUCGGAGCGGGACGCCGGAUUUUGGAUACCAGUCGCCGGCCGACAACCAGACCGAGAAGACACCUUUUACCAAGACCGAGGCGGUCUGA